AUGGAGCAACGUGAAGACCACGCGGAUGGCGAAGUGAUCCAGACAGAUGCCGGGCUGAGAUUGGUGCAGCCUUGCCAAAGCGAAGAAAUGUGCCAAGAGCCCAUGGAGCAACGUGACCAGGCACCUGGCCAAGAGGUGAUCAAGGCGGAUGGUGGGCUAGAAUUAUAUCGGCGCAAUCUGGCGGAGGAUGGUAUCCUUGCCGAUGCACAGACGCCGAGUGAGGCAGGAACCAUGGCACGUCCGGAGAUGGAUCCCUGCCUUUGCGGGGCCCAGAUGCCAUCCACCGGCGAAGAGGAUCAAAUGGAUCAAAUGGAUGAAGUCAAGCUUGGAAUGUCAGCCGCAAACCCAGCGAUGCCGCCCGCCGCGACACCCGUCGUGUACCUGAUGAUGGGAAACCUUCAAAUGUUCCCCAUUCAAGGCUUUUUUAUGGUGGGGCAGAUGGAGCAGACGGCCAGUGUUAACCAGUUGGACGGAUGUCGUUGGUGUGGCUGGCAGUGCUGUUGCUGCAUUUGUGAGUGCUGCGGCUGUCAAUGGGACAGCUGUCAGUGCUAUCAACAUGAGAUGCUCAGCGGCACUUGGUGA
Molecule: messenger RNA, 582 nt
Organism: Cladocopium goreaui
Lineage: Eukaryota; Dinophyceae; Suessiales; Symbiodiniaceae
Source: the annotation of a GenBank genome assembly